Molecule: messenger RNA, 3040 nt
Organism: Zonotrichia leucophrys gambelii
Lineage: Eukaryota; Metazoa; Chordata; Aves; Passeriformes; Passerellidae
Product: killer cell lectin-like receptor subfamily F member 1
Exons: 8
Coding region: 112-906 (264 amino acids)
Source: RefSeq, a predicted model, not a curated record
CAAAUCAUGCACAGGAGCACAAAACAAACAGCCACAGCACAGAAAUUGUACUCCCUACUCUCCUGAGAACCAGCAAACCUUUCAUACCUGUCUCUGAGGACAGGCUCACGGAUGGCAGGGGACGUCACCUACGCGGCCGUGGCGAUGCUGCCGAGGGAAAGGCCCCGCGCUCCUCCAGGGACACCAAACCCAGGAAACACCAUCACGUAUGCUGAGCUGCAUGUGAAGCCCCAGCCCCAAGGGAGCAGCAGAGCAGAGACUUCCGCUCCUGGCUGCCAGCACAGGAGCUCAGCCUGGUUCUACGUGGCCCUGGUCCUGGCAGUCCUCGUGGUCAUCCUGCUGGGAAUCGUGGCUGUACAAGCCAAGCAGUUUUUGAAGGGCAUAGCAGGAAAAUCAGGAAGUUUGCCCCAGUAUGGUCUGAACAGCACCAGCAGUGACAUUUCUUCAGAGAGGACUGUCUCAGCACUCCUGAAACAGCUCGUGGAGGAGCUGUGUGAAGAUGGACAGGGGACAACGUGUGAGCUGUGUCCCCCUGGCUGGCAGCUGCACAGGGGCAGAUGUUACUUCUUCUCUGAGGAGGCCAGGAGCUGGGAGGACAGCCAGAAAAACUGCCUGGCCAGGAAAUCCCAGCUGCUUGUCAUUGAGGAUGAAAUUGAGAUGGAAUUUAUAGACAGCAAAAAUAAAGAUACCAAAUAUAUCUGGAUUGGCUCGGACAUCGAAGACAAGGAGAAAACACAGAGUUCAGUGGAAGAUCACAGAGUAAAAGAAAAGAGGACAGCUCCAAAAAGCACUGAGGCUGACAAGAACUGUGCUGUUUACAGAAGGAAAAACCUGAUCCAGACAGACAACUGCCAGACCUUAAAAGAGUGGAUCUGUAAGAAGAAUGCAACUUUGCUGGUGCUCUGAGCCACAUUUCCAGACAGCAGGCAGAGCUUCUCAUCAGAACACCCAUUUUACAGAUAAAUCAACUUGUGAUCAGACUUGCAGGGAAACUUGCACUUUGCUGUGCUGUGCUCCCUGAGAAGUCAGAAGACAGGUCCUGCAAUGGGGCUGCAAGCUGGCACAUGAGGAUUCUGGGGUGCUGAGCCUUCACACAGACAGAUUUGGGCAGCAGCUGCCUCAGGAAGGGUCAGAGGAGAAGAGAUACUCGUGGGGAGGAGCACUGUGCACAUAAACAGUGGAUGUACAAGAAUUUGGCCCCUGUGGGGCAUGAAAGGUGUGCUGGGCCCUCUGCUGUCAUCCCUGCUGAGCUGAGGACUUCUUAUUUGGGUUUCAGGAUUUUAGUGUUUGUUGAAGUUUGUGGCCUUGGGGUUUUGUGGUUGUUCUCCUUGGGGUCUAUUUGUGACUCACAGAAGCCACUUGAGGGCUGGGAAAAAUGCAUCUAUUGGACAAUGUCUUAUUUAAAGCUGCUGCACAGCUACUGGGUGUGGACAGCAGAUCAGGCAUGGAGUGACUUCUAACACUUGUGGUUAAUGUGCUGAUUGCUCCCAUCCUCUUCUGCUGCUGAGCCUUGUAAUCUGAAGGGAUUAACUAGGGAAGGGGCUUGGGCUGCAAAACAACAUUGAAGUGCAAGGAAAUAAAGUUGGUAACCUUCCUCUCCACCUAUAUUUUGUCCCUUUACAUUAUAAAUUCCAAUUUACAUUGUAAAUUCCACAGUUAUGGUAUGAUGAGGUACCAAAGCCAAAGACUGCUGAAAUAAAUACCUGGGAGUGCACUCAGUAAAUGCAUUACUUGGGCAUUGAAAUGCCAUAAAUAAAUGCUAUUUCUGGGUCUAGAACAAAAAAUGCUAAGAGCAGUCUAACCUAGUGCCUUUAUUAGAUUGCCAUGUUUGACAAAAAUGAAGAAAUGUCAUGAAUUGAUAGUGCUACUCUUAACAAAAAUGGCACCAACUGGAAUUUACAGCAAUGAGAAACAAGUGUAACAUGGCUUUUGAGAUGGUGAACCUUUACCUCAUCUUUGCUGUGAUGCACACAAAUCAAGGCAGCUGCAGUUUCUCAGAGAUGUUUUUUCAUGCCUGUGCAUGCCUGGGGAGGGUUAAUGUCCAGCAUUUUAGGGCUGCAGAUUAAAAAGUGAACUGUACCCUCAGGGACUUCCCUUCAAACAACAACAACAACAAAAUCCCAGCACAGAUUUGUCACGCAGAAUGCAGCAUCAGCAGCUCAAGACCCAUGAGAAACUGCUGUUAUGUAAGAGGAAACAAGAAAAAUCCCCCAAACUCAGCACAGCACGUGAGGGGAAGAGGAUUGGUUUGCUCAUUCUAGACAGAGAAGCAAAGAAAAGGAAAAAGUCUGAAAUGAGUAAGAUCAUCAUCUAUACCUAUAUAAUACAUGCUUUAUAGAGAGAGAAUUUCUGACUGCUGAGAAAUUUUCACUUCAGGGUACUCACAGCACACCCUUCUCCAUGCAGUGGAGUUGACAAUUGCUGGUUUUCCAGCAGAUCUAUCUUGAUUCAUGCUGAAUUUAAGAAAAAACAAACUCCUGCAUGCUGGCUUCUCUCAUAUUAGUUGUGGUGUUUAGUUUUUAACAAUAUUCAUAAAACAUCGACAAUUUGGGCCUUCUUGCUAUUAUUCAUGUAAUUAAACAAGUUUUUGCAGGGCCUUACUGAAGUUCUUACCUACAUUUUAAGCAGUCACUUAUUUAAAGGAAAAAAGAAAUUACCAUUGAAGUACUUCAUCAAACUCCACUCUGAGUAAAGCAAGUUGGCAGAGUUUGCAGCUUUACUCUUCUUUUCCUAACACCCCCAAGGAAGUUCAUUGCAUCCCUGAGGAGUCAGAUUCCAGAAGAGCUUUCACUUUUUAACCUUUUAAUAAAAAGUGUGACUCAUUAUGAGGUGUUAAAAAGGGAAAAACAUUGUUUUUUGGAUCAAAUAUUCUGCUUCAUGUCAGCCCCAACAUUAUGAUUAAAGAUGUUUUCCAUGUUCAAAACAUGAAUAUUUUACUUCGCUUCAGAUUUUUUUUUUCACCAAAAUGGUGCCUGAGAUGAAAAAUACUUUUUAUAUCUCAAUAUUAAGAUACAAACCACUGUAAUUCAGGGGCUCUGUA